Sycon ciliatum is the source of this 4883-nucleotide messenger RNA. RefSeq lists its product as uncharacterized. The coding region runs from base 1779 to 4139 and encodes 786 amino acids. Gene Ontology annotation, molecular function: protein binding. The transcript has 4 exons. Lineage: Eukaryota; Metazoa; Porifera; Calcarea; Leucosolenida; Sycettidae. The record is from RefSeq and is a predicted model, not a curated record.
AACACCAUCGUUGGGGGCCAAGUUUUCCGGCGCCAGCAAGUUGUUCGUCCACCAACUAACUUUGAUGAGUCUUUCUUCAACACUUCGUAGAGCAGCCGCGCAAGGCCUUUCCUUCGCGUGAAGGUAGCGAUCCUUCCUAGAUGAUAUCGCUAUUCAUUGUUACUUUUUACUUCAAUGAGUAGUGUAGUGUCUCUCCGAAAAUAAAGUCAGCUGCCUUGGCAUUAGGCAUUAGUACUGCCUAGGCCUAGCACCUGGACUUGGAAAAAAAUUGAUUUUGCAAGUCUUCAAUCAUGUUUGCAUGUACGCGCUAUCCAGCCAUGUGGCGUGAACAGAUUCUGGAUUGCCUGACGUGAAAGGUAGCGCGCGCGGGCCCGCGAGAGUCGUACGCGCGCUCGCGGACGUGUCUGACACGUGAAACGAAAAGAUUUUUUUGGCGGGUAGUCGGCAAAAAUUAAGUGACGGUCCCUUUAGUUUAGUCCUUCGCGGGAAGGCGCAGCUGAUCCGACAACAAGCGCAUGGAAACCACGUGCCCAUAGCGACACGCUUUUUGACUUGGCUCAGAUCAGGCAAGGCCAAGCUUGAUAUGCAUGCAAAGCUAAAGAAGUAAAGAGACAGCUAGACUAGAGCCUAGAGGAUCGGAAGCCGAAGGAGUGUGUGCCAGCCACACUGUCACAGCAGUCAUCAGAACUACUUCAACUAAUACUUCAGUGAAGCAUGUAGUCUGUAGGUGACGAUCAACAAACAUUCAAUCAAUGAGCUUUUUCGUGAAGAAUCACGAUCAAUAUUUUCUACUCAGUCCAGCCGCGGCAAGUACCGGUAUUUGCACCUGAACUGGCUGCUAAUGUACAUGAUAACAUCGGCAGUCGACUCGAUGACACUGCAUUGCAAGUGAUGCCAGCGUUCGUUGAAGGCAGGCAAGCAAGGAGGAAAUCUACAGUCAGAAACUACUGCUAACCCUGCUACGGCCUAUGACCAGCAGCCGUGAUGGUAAAAUAUUAUUACGAUUUGUAGUGGCAGCAUAGUGAGCAUACUAAAAUAACAUGAAGUGCUAGUAGCAGCUGCUACACACAUAAUAAUUAUUAUUAUUGUGUCGGUCAGAUUCAGUGCGUCUGCAUUCUGCACAUUAAUUGCAGCGCCAUCCGCCGUUCAGUACUAUAAGCGUUGGCCUGCGUCGGACUUGCGCCUGCAGCCAGCAGAGCUGUAUGUCAGUAAUCAGCAGCUGAAUGUCGGUCACAACAGCAGUAGCUGAAUGUCGGGCACAACAGCAAUACUCAGUUAGUCAGUAGCUGCUACAGUACAGUGUCGUGAUGUGCGCAUGAAGUGGACUAUACGUAUACCGCCACCGUCCGAAUCACGACAAAUCUCUGCUCCAGCCACGGGCAGUUACCCCAGUUAUACCCGUUGAUCACAGGAUACUGUGCCGCGUGUGCGCGUGGUCACUGUGUCAGCGCUGGCAGCAAGUAGUUGUGUAUCACCUGUAACUGCAGCAGAAUUCUGUGAUACAAGCGAACAGUAUAAACUUCUGAUAAGCACUGAGCCCAGCACUAUCCGAUACACGCACAUACACUCGAUCAGGAACAAACCGGAUACUACCUGACAAUAACAAACAAAGCGCAUGAUUGCAUGCGACUGCUCAUUGCCAGCGGCUCCAUGUAAGCCUAGCCCAUAGUAGGAGACAGGCUGAAACCGCGGCCACAGCAGCAGCUGUAUCCCCAACGCACUGUGGCAGCUGCUGCUCGACCGACGGACGGAUUCCUUCCUUGUGAUCACACAGUACCAUGGAUAUGGCAAGACGUCGGUACUGCCUUGAGUCGUGCGACUCCACACUACUGGACAAUGCCAUGCCGGAUCACCAUGACAGCGGCUACAUGCUGCGCUUCCUGCAGGACAGUGAGGAUCUUCCCAUUCCCGCGGCCGUCUUCGUAGAGCCCCCGGACAACGGUGGUGGUGGCCAUGGUGACGGCGGUGGUGGCUGUGACGACGGUGGCAAGUCGGCCGUGAGAAAGCGGAAUAUCAUGUACCGUCCACUGGACAUCUCCUAUGUCAGUGAUCGGCUUGUGGUGUGUAUCGUCAGUGGACUGGCCAUUGACAGCAUAGCAGCAUUCAACAAUUGCCGACACCUCAUCAAGCUGGAUGCUCACAAGAACAAGAUCAGCUCACUUCCAGCCAGUGGUGUCAUGGUGACUUGGGCACAACUGCAAGUCCUCUACCUGCAUGAGAACCUUAUCAACUCGAUGGAGGAUGUGCUGAGGCUGUCGGUCUUGCCCAAGCUGCGGCUGCUAACGCUACUGUGCAAUCCGGUGUGUCAGGAAGGACGCUACAGGAAGAAGGUGGUCAAUUCGCUCGGCUCCUUGCUGGCUUUGGAUAUGCAUGUCGUAGCUGAGGCGGAGGUAAUCUGCGGUUGUCACACACCACAGCUGCCACGAUACACGCCAAUGAACGAUGACCUGAGAAUGGACGUGUAUCGAUUGCCGCAGGUCUCGCUACGGGAUGAGCUGAAAUCCGUGAAUGUUCUGCUGCGUACGAUUCACAACAAGCACUUGCAUUCCUCAUUCGUCGUGGUGCUACAACGCAACUGGCGGCGUUUGCACCCAGCAGUGCGAACGACACCGGGCCAUGAUCAAGAUGAACACAGACAGAGCCAUGGUUCAUUGUCACCAGCUGCGGCUGCCACAGCAAUGCAGGACAAUACUAUGCUAGUGCCUGCAAACAGCCAGCUCAACACCAGUGGCGGGAGCGGGAGCGGAGCGACUGAUCCAGGCCGGCACGAGGCACUGCUGAACGCACUGAAGAUGCCAAACGCUUCAUCCGUGCCCAGACUGAAGACGAGGCAGCGGCCCAGGAGCGCACCUCUGCAUGCUACGUCUGCCUUGCCACCGCCAAUGUUCAGAGACAGGUCCCGUGACGUGAGAAACCAGUUCAGGAAGCUAGGUCUCGGUGAAGCAGCCGAACGGUCCACACACAAAAGCAACCACUCGCAUUUUCACCUGAAGCUUCCGGCCAUCCCACAACCUUGCAAGCCGCACCAUCCACAAACAGAGGAGGCUCCACGUAACGCCUUGCCACAUCUGCCUCUAAUACACAAGGCAGCUGGCAUUAAGGAGAUCUCUGACAUACGUAAACACAGACAGGAGAAGUUAGCAGCGGCUUGCGAUGAUCAGCGCAAGUCCCUAGCCUGGCGGCAGGAUGAAAAAGAGGAGACUGAGCGGCGCAGAGUGGAGGACGCCCAGGAGAGCGUGGAGCUGAAGAGAGGCUCUCACGAAACUGAUGACAGCCGGAGGUACCGACAGAUCUGCGGCACAAUGCCGAUCCUAGAUCUGAUCAAGCAUGCCAAGCCAGUGCGACAUCAGAACACCUCGCAGGCAAUGCAACCUGCCAACCGACAGCUCCAUCACCAGAAAGCACAGGGGACGCCAAGCUUUGCCGGGGAGCGUGCCGCAUAUCACUUGAGAGGUGAGCGAGAGGUUAGACGCCAGUGGUUAGAAGAGCAUCGUGCCCUAGUGCACAAUGCGGAGCAAAAACAGAAGAAAGAGCACAAGAGUAAACUAGAACAUGCCACAGCAACCAGAAGCACAGCUUCCUGCGGCGCGCAAGUCAAGACCGUGACGAGGGCGUACGAGCAGAAUUUCGCGUGCCAGAUGUCAACAGUGAUGAAGCACGUGUCCAAGCACCGUGCAAAGACCAAGGCGCGGUCGACACAUCGCUCGCGUGCUUUGACCGUGGCAUUCCAGCGCAGGCUGGAAGAGCAGUACCGCCAGGGAAUCCGCGAGGACAAGGAAUGGAAAGUGUCUCUGGCUGCAGCUCAAAGAAAAUUGGAGAAAGCCAAAGUCAACACGUCGGUGGAGCUUGCUAUUGACAAGCAGGAGAGGUUAGCACAGGAGCUAGUCUCGGACCUACGCCGUGAGGAGAAGCAGCGGGCGCAGAGAAUCGCAGAGCAGAAGAAAAACGGAAACCUGAAGUCCUUCUCGGCCACAUCUCUUCGGACGCGCACGGUCGACAUGUCCGUAAUCCCGGCCUCGAGCCUUGAAAGCUCAUUCCCAGUGCGAAACAUUCACCUGGGCCAUCCUGCCUAUGCACCGGCAACUCCACAAGAGCACUGUAUCUGCUCACCGACGACUAGAGUUGUCUUGCCAAGAUGAGAACUGCCCCAGAACAGUUCUACUCGGGCAGUUACCAUGCUUACGUAGUCUUGUGUACAACUUCUGAAUUCCUAAGAUCAGUAUUAGUUGCCUUGUUUUAACUGCUUUGACAUCUUGAGCUUCUUCUUGUAAUACAAUCAUGUAGUGGCAUUGCAUGAUGUAAGCCUCCCCCCCCCCCCCCCUCUCACUUCCAGGACAUCACGGUCUGGUUGAUAGUCGAAACUCAUUCUAGUUCUGAAAACCAGACAUUGAACAAUGGCAGCUAGUAGAAAUGUAGAACAUCUAAAAGAUUAUGUCAAAUCAAUAUUUAUACGGAUUGGCGGCAAAGAAAACAAACUUUGAAGUAAAAAAAUAAUAAUUAUACCCGAUAGAAGUGUGGCACGCACCGAUCAUGUGAGAGGUUUCAAGCAGCUCUAGAGUCCAGAUACAUGUACAUGUACGUGUGAAGCCAACACAGCCAUCCGGUAUGGCGCUGAUAAUGCCUGAUAUCCACCAACAGAGAGAGAGGGGAAAUGAGAAUAACUCUUCCAACAACACAACGCAGUUCUCUCUUGUUUGGAACGGCAUACUAACGCAAACGGUACCACACGCAUAAGUUACUAGUAGUCGACAACAGUGAAUGGUGCCGAUCAUGCUUGUGAAAUUAAAAAACAAACAAAAACAAAACAAAAACAAAUGCGCUGCAUAUAAAUAUAACGUCAGGUGUACGAUCAGACUGAGCAAUUUCGGGGGUCGUGUCUGCAC